Messenger RNA from Penicillium vulpinum, 1788 nucleotides. RefSeq names its product fungal specific transcription factor domain-containing protein. Gene Ontology annotation, molecular function: zinc ion binding; DNA binding. The coding region runs from base 1 to 1788 and encodes 595 amino acids. The transcript has 3 exons. Gene Ontology annotation, biological process: DNA-templated transcription. The record is from RefSeq and is a predicted model, not a curated record. NCBI's taxonomy places the organism in Eukaryota, Fungi, Ascomycota, Eurotiomycetes, Eurotiales, Aspergillaceae.
AUGUGCGAAGGCGUGCAGGUGUGGUGUGUGUUCAAUGUCAUGCACGCAAGAAAACGUCGAGGCUUGCGCAAAGAGGGACAACACCGCCAACCGGCAAACUCGACUCCCGUACUACGAGUACCCGUACCGGAGUUGCCAGAAGUGAGUGAAGCUGAUGUUGUCCAACAUCAAACUGACUCGCCCGACAAAUUUUUGGGUUAUCUUGCCAAGGAGUCCUUUCUUUCCAACACAUGUCACCCUGAUAUCAAUGAGGCCGAAGCUGUCGUAUCUCCACAACCGAAUCCACCCACUCUGGAUUCUGCUCUGACCCUUGCUCCAGAGCCGAUACUCAAUGCCUUUUUCGAUGUCUAUUUUACCAAUUUCUUUCCAUUGGUGCCGGUGGUCGAUCGGCUAGAUGUGAUGACACACCGUGAUUCCCCUCUGCUUAUACAAUGCUUGUGCAUGCUUGGCAGUCACUAUCGUUAUCCCCGGCUGGCAUCCAUCCCAACCGCGGAAUCUUUCUAUGGCAAAGUCAAGACAUUAGUGAAUAAAAACUAUGAGAAGGAUAGCCUCACUACCUUGAAGGCUUUAUCUCUAAUUGCCUGCCGGAGUGCUGAAUCACCGACAAACGUUAGCCUUGAUAGUCCAUGGCACUGGCUUGGUGUGGCCACACGUUUUGCCUUUAAUAUGGGCCUGCACCGCGAGAUGACAUACCAAGGAAGACCUGCAGCCGGGAUGAGCCGACGGAUUUGGUGGAAUCUCUUCAACCAAGAUAAACUACAAUCUCUUUGCUACGGGCGACCCCCAGCAAUACGCCUGCAUGAGAUCGACGUGAAUCUACCUACUUUACAGGACUUCUCUGUACCUCAUGCUGAUAACGAGGCAUUUCUCCAAAGAACAAAGAUUUGCAUUAUCUUGGGAAAGAUCUCUGAUGCUCAAUAUGGUCGACAUCAACGUUCAAUACUCGAAGAAACAACAAAUAUUGACGAAUACCUGAAGCAAUGGAUUGAUGAACUCCCUCAAGGCCUACGGCUCUAUGAGUUCGACGGUCAGACCCGUGCACCUUACCGACGAGCUGCAUCAGAACUCCACAUAAUGUAUUUCACCUGUAUCAUUCUAUCUUAUCGCUUGACUGAGAGCGCGCGUCUCGGGUCGGUAUCUCUCAAGGUUUCCAUAGUUGCCGCGUCUUGCAUGCUGCAGCUUUUCAAGGAGAUAUAUUAUCGAAGCGAGAUCGCCUUUCUCCUUCCAAUCAAUAAUUGGUACUGUAUGGUAGCCAGUGUGCCUCUCAUCCAUGCUAUUCUAGCAUUUCCAGAAGAUGCUGCAAUGUACAGAGAGGAAUUCGAUAUUCUACGCCUCGUACUCGUUGAGAUGACACAUACCUCGCCAAGCACCAAAUUGGUCAUUAACAACAUCGAUCGUGUCCAGCGGUCUAUCUUGGCAACACCCAGCGAGGAGCUUAACUCAAGGGCUUCUCUUGGAUUGAUCAAUGCCGCAUUCUCUGAAAGCCGUGAUGCUAUACUCUGGACUCGAUUUCGUCCUGUGGAAUCACGGCUACUGUUUCCGUUUCCUUCUUCCAUGAGCCCAUGUAUGCAUCUGCUUCAGUCUGUUGCUCAAAUUACUAAAGAUGCUGCUGCUUGCGCUGACCUGCCCAUGGAUUCGUUGCCUGGAGAGGAGCAGAGAGCUGGAGAGGAACCAGAUCACAUGGAAUUUCCUUUCAACUUUGAUUUUGGAAAUGUGCAAAUGGAUGAUUUCUUGCUAGCGCUUUCUGAUGUCGAAAUUCCUCAAUUUGAACAAAAUAUCUUACUUUAG